CUCAAAAGUAUUUCUAUGAUUUUAAAAUGUUUAUUUAAAAUAGAAAACAUGUUCAAGCUUUUUAAAUGCGUUCGUCGCUCCUGGUCAUCAUCAUCGAGUUUUGAAAAGCAACCCGGAUGUAUAUCGCGUAUUUGGUUUGGACCUCUUCCAAAGAAUUCUGACUGGAUUAAACCAGGUCGCCUACAUUUUAUUGAAAAUGAUGUUGAAAAGCACGUAGACAUUAUAAAAACAUUGAAUGGGGAGCCGUAUACCAGGGAAUUUAUUCUGCUGACAGUGUAAAAAUGUCAGUUGGAGAAGCAGAUCUGGAGAAGUUUCCUCCCGAAGUUGGAGUUACCUUGGAACUUUGUGGAGGCGCCGUGGACAAGGAUAAAAGUGUUGCGGAAAUCGCCAAAGAGGAAGUGUUGGAGGAAUGUGGGUACGAUGUACCCACAGAAGAUCUGGAGCUUGUAUAUGAUUACAGAUCGGGUAUUGGAACUUCUAGUAGUUCGAUGUCCAUGUAUUAUUGUGAAGUGUGUGAUGAACAACGAAUCUCGAAAGGUGGUGGUGUAGAUAAUGAGGAAAUCCAGGUGGUGGAGAUGUCCUUGGAGCAGUCGCGAAAGCUGGUCGAAACAGGCGCCACCACUAAUGGUGGACCUUCCUGUAUGGUGGGAUUAUUAUGGUUUUUUCUCCACAAGGCUCCUAAGGUUUCUAAUUAGUAUUUCCUUAAAAUUUGUUGAAGGUUCACAAUAAAGUUUGUUGCAAAUAUCUUAUGCA
Molecule: messenger RNA, 753 nt
Organism: Drosophila ficusphila
Lineage: Eukaryota; Metazoa; Arthropoda; Insecta; Diptera; Drosophilidae
Product: uridine diphosphate glucose pyrophosphatase NUDT14-like
Exons: 2
Coding region: 282-695 (137 amino acids)
Biological process (GO): nucleoside phosphate metabolic process; ribose phosphate metabolic process
Molecular function (GO): UDP-sugar diphosphatase activity
Source: RefSeq, a predicted model, not a curated record